Nothobranchius furzeri (turquoise killifish) is the source of this 2967-nucleotide messenger RNA. RefSeq names its product guanine nucleotide-binding protein subunit alpha-13. The record is from RefSeq and is a predicted model, not a curated record. Gene Ontology annotation, cellular component: brush border membrane; heterotrimeric G-protein complex. Gene Ontology annotation, biological process: Rho protein signal transduction; adenylate cyclase-activating G protein-coupled receptor signaling pathway. Lineage: Eukaryota; Metazoa; Chordata; Actinopteri; Cyprinodontiformes; Nothobranchiidae. Gene Ontology annotation, molecular function: guanyl nucleotide binding; G-protein beta/gamma-subunit complex binding; GTPase activity.
CUUGGUCCCGUGCCCGCGCAACGCGAACGCGCAUGAGAUUAGCAUCGAUGAAGUUUGAGCGAACAUGGCGGAUUUCCUGCCGACCAGGUCUGUGUUAAAAGUUUGUCUACCCUUCUGUGUGCUCAGCAACGCAGAGGCGGACCAGAUACGAAAGUCUAAAGAGAUCGACAAAGGUCUGAACCGGGAGAAGACGCAUGUGAAACGCUUGGUUAAAAUCCUUCUGCUGGGCGCUGGCGAGAGCGGCAAGUCGACUUUCCUUAAACAAAUGCGGAUCAUCCACGGCGAUGACUUCGACGCGAAAGCCCGAGAAGACUUCAGAUCAACGAUUUACAGCAACGUUAUUAAAGGUAUCCGUGUGUUGGUGGAUGCACGGGAGAAGCUACACAUCCCUUGGGGUGACCCAAACAAUCAGCCGCAUGGGGACAAAGUGAUGGCUUUUGACACCCGCUCGGCCAAGAUGGUGAAUGGGCAGGUGGACAGGCAGGUGUUUUAUGAGUAUGUGGUUGCCAUCAAAGCACUGUGGGCAGACUCGGGUAUACAGAAUGCCUACGAUCGUCGCAGGGAGUUUCAGCUGGGUGAGUCGGUGAAGUAUUUCUUGGAUAAUCUGGAUAGGCUCUGCGAGGCGAAUUAUCUCCCCAGUCAACAGGACAUCCUGCUGGCUCGUAAACCCACCAAGGGCAUCCACGAGUACAACUUUGAGAUCAGGAACAUUCCUUUUAAGAUGGUAGACGUGGGGGGGCAACGAUCAGAGCGGAGACGGUGGUUUGAAUGUUUCGACUCCGUCACUUCCAUCCUCUUCCUCGUCUCUUCCUCUGAAUAUGAUCAGGUGCUGAUGGAGGACAGGCAGACCAACCGCCUUCGUGAAUCACUCAACAUCUUUGAGACAAUCGUCAACAACCGAGUCUUUGGCAACGUUUCCAUUAUCCUUUUCCUGAACAAGACGGAUCUGCUGGAGGAGAAGGUGAAAAUCGUUGCUUUCAAAGACUACUUUCCCGAAUACACCGGAAAGGAACAUGACCUGUCAGACGUCCAGUGUUUCAUGGUGGACUGCUUCCGAGCCAAGAGACGCAUCGUCUCACAGAAGCCUCUGUACCACCACUUCACCACGGCCAUCAACACUGAGAACAUCAGGCUGGUGUUCCGGGAUGUCAAAGACACCAUCCUCCAUGAAAACCUCAUUCAGCUCAUGCUUCAAUGACCCCUGGAACCCUGUGAAAGAAUAGGGACUGACAACCUAUUCCACCUUACUCCCUUGAAGGACUUUAAGGAGACCAGCCUCUGAAGAGCCGGAUAGAUGUCAUCCUUCUGCCUUGGACAUUUUUUUAGCGUUUGCAUUCCACUUGGAAGAGUUGGCCCUCUGUUUAGCUCAGGAUCUGACUAGGGAACAAGUCAUUUGGGCAAACUGUGGUAUAAAAUAAGACAAAAAAAAACUGGUUUGGUUUUUGAAUAGCAUACCCCUGCUGCUUUGUCCUCUGUCAAGAGCUCUACUGGGACUUUUCAACUCCUGCCAUGCCCGUGCUGGCACAAACGACGGUCAACCAGAUGUUUUUACAAACCAGGUGAAUGAUGUCUAAUCCAGCAAACAAAGAAAAUAAUCUGAGUCAAAUAUGUUUCAGUGGCAAAUACAUUCAAGGUUUGACUGUGCCAGAUUAUCUAGUCCACGCUGAAGCACUGACUCGAGUUUCUCCAGAGAUGUACUCCUUCUGUUUCCACUUGGUUUGAAGCCUCUUUAGGAGAAACUGCACAACUGUGUUUUUUAUUUUUAUUUUUUUUCACCAUCACACAUUCCUUCCCGUUAAGAACAGCAGGUCAUUGGCGUCGGCACAAAGCCAAAAUUUCCUCUGAGACUGUUGAACGUGAAACGAUGCAUAGACUAGCUCCAGAACACUGUUUGUUGAUGACUGCUAGGAGAAGGCACAACUACACGACUGAACCUUUCUACAUAACGUCUUGGGGCCUAAUCACUGCCUUAAAUGGCUGUUUAGAAUUAGUGUUAAUAUUAAUUCUUUUUAAUAAGAAGGUUUAAAUUUAUCCUUACAUGUCGUUCACAAUUUUGAUAGAAAGGGUAAAACCGAAUACCUAGAUUGUAACAUUAUGCAGGUGUGCCACUAAGUGAACAUGCAGUCAGUCCACUGUUUCCUCAGGGUUGAAUCAGAACCGGUGUUGAUACAGAUGUAAUGUUAUUACAUUCAGCAGUAGUUAACUCGGCCGGCCAUCCACAGCCCUGAUUCCCUUUCUUUUUAUUUGUAGCCAUUUGAUUAGUUAGACAACCUUCAUAAGGCAUACCCCUCGUUUUUGUAUUAAUCAUAGAUGUCAGUAAUUCUACAGGGAUUUGUUCUUAAAUUUACUGUCUUCGAUAUUGCUGUGGUAAUCAUGUGAGAAUUGUUUUUUCGCACUGAAUUUUGACUCCAAGGAUUACUGAGAAACCAUCAAACAUUUCCUUUAUGUAUUUUUGCACACCAGAGUGUGCUGUUUUGGAUUUCUCACAAAUACAUUGUGAAUUUUGUAGAAAAAAAUGUGAUGAGAAAAGCUACUGGAGUUGAGUAACUUUGUCAGUGAUUGUUCUCUGUAGGGGACUGAUUUUCAAGGCACUGUUAAUCGGUUGUUUGGGGUUUUGCCAAAUCAUUCAUUUUUUCUCCAGGACUGUUUAAUGGUCUACAGGCUUGUCUUUUGCUUUUGUUUUCCACACAAGUGAAGUUCUCAAUAUGGCUUCAAGUCUCUGCUUUGUAAAUAUGUUAAUAUUAUUCAGGUUCAACUUCUUUUAUGUAAAUGGUUGUAGAAAAUUUGAUUUGUUUUUCUUUUGCUGGAUAAUUUCAAAUCACCAUUUUUCCCAAUGAAGAUUUUUUUAAUGUUGAAUUUCUUUAGUGUAUUUUAUUUUCCAUCACAUUUUCAGAAUUCAUGUUCAUGUCAAAUUUCACUAUAAACCCAUAACCUCAUCAAUAAAAUACACUUUUCUUAUACCACGCA